This is a messenger RNA of Epithele typhae, 2199 nucleotides long. RefSeq names its product exo-beta-1,3-glucanase. The coding region runs from base 1 to 2199 and encodes 732 amino acids. The transcript is spliced from 15 exons. The record is from RefSeq and is a predicted model, not a curated record. Lineage: Eukaryota; Fungi; Basidiomycota; Agaricomycetes; Polyporales; Epitheliaceae.
AUGCGUCCUUCCACCUUCCUUUCCUUCCUUUCCACAGCCGCCGUCGGGGCCCACGCGCUCGUCGCGCCCAAGGCGCAGCACGACGCCCCGUUCUGGAUGGAGUCCAUCAAGCACCGGGGCAUCGCGCCAUACAGUUCGGACCCCGCCUCGUACCAGGUCUUCCGGAACGUCAAGGACUUUGGCGCCGUUGGCGACGGCGUCGCCGACGACACGGCCGCCAUCAACGCGGCGAUUUCAACCGGCGACAGGUGUGGUGGAGGCAACGUGACUUGUCAGUCCACCACCACGACCCCUGCGGUCAUCUACUUCCCAAAGGGAGCAUACUACCUGUCCCAGCUCAUCGGAGAUGCCCGUCAUCCGCCCACGAUCCUCGCCGACCCCAACUUUGGGCCCGACGGUACUGCCGUUAUCGUCGCUAACCUCCUCGCUGCUCUAGAUGCGGACCCGUCCAACAAGAACGGGAACUGGUACAUCAACCAGAACAACUUCUUCCGCAGCGUGCGGAAUCUCGUCAUUGACACCACCCAGCAGCCUGCAAACGUGACCGCGAUAGGCCUCCAUUGGCAGGUCUCGCAGGCAACGUCCCUUAUGAAUGUUGUCGUGAACAUGAACUCGGACAACGGUACUCAGCAUCAGGGUCUCUUUAUGGAGAACGGCAGCGGUGGCUUCAUGGGAGAUAUCGUCUUCAACGGAGGCGACAUGGGCAUGUGGAACGGUAACCAGCAAUUCACCGUCAGGAACGUCACCGUCAACAAUGCCGUUCGCGCAAUCUACUCCCCUUGGAACUGGGGCUGGACAUACCAGGGCGUCACCAUCAACAACUGCUCCGUCGGCUUCGACGUCGGGACCGGCUCCGUCGGCUCCCUCGCUAUCAUCGACGCCGUGGUCAACGACACGCCCAUCAUGGUCCGCGGCUCCGCCAACUCGACCGGGCACGAGAACGCGGCGCUCAUCCUGAACAACUCCGCCUCACCAACGUGCCCGUCGCAGUCGGCCUGGGCGCAGGGCGUGGUCUACACCGGCCUCGCGGGCGACAGCGCGUUCACCGAGGGCGCGCUCCGCGCGCAGAAGCCCGCGGCGGUGCUCGACGGCGCGGGCCGCGUCUUCGGGCGCACGCACCCGCAGUACGCGGACCACGCGCCGAGCCAGUUCGUGAGCGUGCGGAGCCUCGGCGCGAAGGGCGACGGGGUCGCGGACGACACGGCGGCGCUCCGGCUCGCGAUCGCGCUGUACGCCGGGCGGAAGAUCAUCUUCGUCGACGCGGGCGUGUACUACGUGUCGGACACGAUCUACAUCCCCGGGAACACGCAGCUCGUCGGCGAGGGCUGGAGCGUGAUCAUGGGCGGGGGCGCGAAGUUCCAGGACAUGAACGACCCGCAACCUAUCAUCCAGGUUGGUAAGGAGUUCGAGCUGGGCGACGUUGAGAUCACGGAUAUCGUGUUUUCGACGCGUGGAGCAGCCCCCGGGGCUAUCGUCAUGGAGUGGAAUAUCCAUCCACUCACUCAAGGUGGCGCCGGCAUGUGGGAUACCCACUUCCGGCUCGGAGGCAGUGAGUGCCGGUACCACCAGACACUCGCGGAGUGCCCUCGUAGCACCAUCUCGCCUCAGUGCCUCACUGACUUCCUUGCCCUCCACAUUACGAUCCAAGCUUCUGCGUACAUCGAGAGUGCAUGGAUCUGGCUCGCGGACCAUGACAUCGAUGAUCCCAAUUUGUCCCAACUCAACGUCUUCAGCGGCCGCGGGGUCCUCUCUGAGUCUCUGGCCCCGUCUGCGGAGCACCACGUAAUGUACCAGCUCAACCUCCAAAACGCGCAGAACCACUACAUUGGCUUGUUCCAGACUGAGACGGUGCACCGAAACUCCCUCUUCAGCCAUACUACCACCAGUCCCGCCCCGCCCGUCCGUUGUGUACAACAAGACUUCAAGGACCCGGUCUACACGGCCAACCAGACGUCCUCAUGGUCCGUCAACGUCGAGUCCUCCAAGGACAUCUUCGUCUUCGGCGCGGGUCUCUACAGCUUCUUCGUGAACUACACAAGCUCGUGCCCCGGCGCCGGCACGUGCCAGUCGCAGAUCUUCAACAUCGCCUCCGACUCGGUCGAUGAGAUGAUGCUGUCCGUCGAUGCCAACGGCGUCGUGCCCUCGGGGCCCAACUACAACGGCUUCGAGUCCACCAUCACUUCGUGGAGCAGCUCGUGA